Molecule: messenger RNA, 819 nt
Organism: Volvox carteri f. nagariensis
Lineage: Eukaryota; Viridiplantae; Chlorophyta; Chlorophyceae; Chlamydomonadales; Volvocaceae
Exons: 4
Coding region: 1-819 (272 amino acids)
Source: RefSeq, a predicted model, not a curated record
AUGCAUAGGCGCAGGCUACGGAAGUGCCCGGGAGACACUGGCAGCAAAACACGGAGACAAGGUCACGUCACUCAGAGGCACGCGCGAGUCCAACGCGGCCUCAGAGCCAGGAGCGAUAGUGACAUUACGAAUCGAAGAGUUCUUGGGCUCCGAGGAUGGACGUCAACUUUGGUGGGGUGGCGCCAAGCACGAAUGGUGAUCAGUCUGGCAGACGCGCUGGAGCAGUUUGUUCUGGCAAGUAGGGCAGGAUCUCUGCGAUGGAUGCAAGAAUCGCCGGAGGCGAGGCUACGAUGGGGACUGACGCCCCUUAACGAGGAGGUGGCAGACCAGCUGGCAGCAGCCUUCCGCACAGCAGCAGGAACCUACCAGGGUGGAUGCGGACCCGAGGGCGGGGAUCCAGUGAGAGGGCCCGAUGGAGAAACCGGAAUGGAGAAGGAACAUGUAGAAAGGUGGGCCGCGGACCUAGCCGACCUGAGUACAGAACCAUUCGCGAGGAUAGAAGCCGUGCAGCACGAGCGGCUGACGGAUAUGAUGCAUUACAUGCGGGCCCAACAUAGGAGACUUAUAAUGUAUGCCCGGGCUCAUGGUCUCUCACCAUUUUCGCACUUUGGAAACGCCCUAGCAAAUUCUGGACCGAUCGUACAGUUCAGUACCAGUGGCAACGAUCUAAUAACCAGCCGCAUUGCGCUCACGCCUAGCAACCUCCUCGUGCUCCAUUCGCUCACGCUGGGCCUCGACAACAGCAUCAUCAAGCCUGGUGCAACUCCAGCUAGGUCGCUCACCGGAGCGUUUGGUGCUAGCGGUUUCAUCCCGUAUUGA